AUGAUAAAACAAUAGGAAGAUGAAAAUUUCGAAUAAGACUAAGACAACUAAAACCAAUAAGAAACCUACCAUUUUUUUCAAAAACUAAUAAAAGAUAUAAAAAGUAGUAUAUUUAAUCUAACUUUUAAUUUAUUAAAUGGUGAUCGACUAAACAUUUAUUGGCGUAUUUUAUUUAUUCAAAUUGAAACAUUUUAGCUUUUGAAUUUUUAAUUUAACGAUAUAUUCAAAGACUCAUGGAAAAACAAUUAAUAUUAAUUAAUUUAACGUUUUUUAGGAUUUACAAUGAUUUAUUAGAAUUUUUUAAACACAAAAAAUAUAACAUAUUAAUAAUAUUAAAUAAUAUUUUACUUAGUAAUAAGUAUAUUUUUAUUCAGUAUGUUAUUAUUGAUAUAUAUAUGUGUAACAACAAAAGGUUCUAUAAAUUUUCUUUACUACCCAAUAUAUUAUUUAAGAAUUUUUACUGAAUUUAUAACCACAAUUUUAUAUUUACCAUUCCUUUAGUUAUUUCUUAGUCCAUUUAACUGUAAAACAGACCAAAAUAAUAAAUAAAUACAUUAUAUUUUCGAAUCUUCCGAAUGCUACGGUAGUCAAAAAACAGCUGAUUUAUUUCUAGGCAUAUUAUGUGCUUUAAUAUUAUCAUUAUAUACCGGAAUAAUGAUCUUAAUUUUUUACGGCAGUCGAAUAAAUACUUCCGAUUGUAAUUCCAAAAAUACCGGCCGCAAUGAUUUUUUAUUAUUUACAUAUAAACUAAUAUUAUAAAUAGCUUUUAUUUUUCUAGUAGAGAAAGGUUAUGACCUCAUUUUUAUAUUAAUGAUGUUUAUUGGAGGGUUUUUCCUUUUCGAAAUAAAUGUUUUUAGUUUAAACCAUAAAAACAUUAUAAUUUCUAAGCUUUUUACAAUUCUACACUCUAUUAAUUUAUGGACUAGUAUAAUGCUUCUACUUGGAAAAAUAACCGAAAAAAAUCAUUUUGAUGACUGUGGUUUAAUUUGGAUUAUAUGUAUCCCUUUUAUUUAUUUUUUAGUUUUAAAUAAAACAGAUUCUAGAUAUGAUAUUUUAUUAAUAAAUUCUAAUUCUUAUGAAAUACUAUAAGAACCUUUAUAAUAAAUCUAAUAUAUAACAAAUCUAGUUUGCUAAUAUAACCAAAGUAAACAUGCCUAAAUAAUGCUAGAUGGUUUUUUGAAUCACCAUAGAAUCUAUUGUAAUAAGCCAGAAUGUCCUUCGAAACGAAAAUUUUCAAAAACAACGAAAUUCUCUUUAGCUUUGCGAAAAGAAAAAGUUUCGGAAAAUCUCAUAAUAUUAUAUUAAGUAAUAUAGACUAUGUACUAUUUAGCUCUAUAGAAAUUUCCCAAUAAUACAAAACUAAGAAUAAUGUACUCAAUUUAUUUAGUUGAUAUUAUGAGAAGUCCAUAAUAAGCUUUACAGGAAUUGAUAAAUGCAUAGAACGAAAAUCCUGUUUUUGAUUAAGAAUUUAUAGUUUUUCGAUAUAAAAAAAUUAUUGAGAACGAAAUAUUUGAGAAAAAUAAUAAUAAUAAUAAUACAGGAACUAAAUAAAUUGAUUAAACAAAUGCAACUGAUAUGUUGAAUGAAAUAACAAUUUAAAAUCACGAAAAAUACUGUAAAAAUUUUAUUGAAAAAAGCACUUCACUACAUUUAGAAUUCUGGUCUUAAUUAAGUGAAGAUGUACCUGACCUAGAAAAAUUAAGUGACUUAGGUUUUUAAAUAUCUACAUGCAACAAUAAUGUGGAAAUAAAUUGGAAUAAAUUAAUGAAAAUAAAUGCAUAUAUACCUUCUUUAAUGAGAAUCUAUUCUAAAUUCCUUUCUGAAGUUCUAAAUGAUAAUGAGGGUUCCUUAAAUAUCAUAAAUAAAUUAAUUGAUGCAAAUUCAAAAAGCUAAUAAAAUAAAUUAAGUAGUAAUUAAGAUUUGUCAUCAGAUUCUAGACCAUCUAUUAUUAUUAGUGCUGAAGAUGACUCUUUAUGUCAUAUAACAAAUGUUAAUUUAGCUAUUGUAGCCCUUUCUGGUUAUAAUAAAUUAGAUAUGAUAAGCAAAAAUGUAAAUAUGUUAAUGCCUGAAUUAUACGGAAAAAAUCAUAAUUAAUUCGUUCAAAACUACUUAUCUACAUUAGAAAAUCGAAUUUUGAAUACUGAAGUGCUUGUACCUUUAAAAACAAAACAAGGUUAUAUAGUCCCUAUAAAUGCCUUAGUAAAACAUUAGCCUUCUAUAAUUCAUGGACUUUAAUUUAUAGGUAAUUUUCGAUUAUUUAAAAAUUUAAAAGAAUAAUGUAGCAUAUUAAUAAACAAAGAAGGAACAAUUCAAGAAUUAAGCAGUUAAUGUAUAAAUAUUUUAGGAUUAGAUUAAAAAAAAAUAACAUAGAAUGAUUAUCUUAUUACAGACUUAAUAAGUGUAUAUUGGGAAAAUAAAAAAUAGAUAAUGGAUAAAAAUGGAUUUAUUACAAAUGUGAAAGAUUUCUAAAAAAUAAAUGGAUAGUUUUUAGCUAAAAUUAGUUAAAUAGAAAUAGAAUUCAAAAAUAUAGGAUUGUCUGGAUAUUUAAUUAGAAUAGAAAAAAUAAAUGAUUAAACAAAUAAUGAUUCAUAAAUAUAAAAUUAAUAAAAUACAAAAAAAUAAUAAAAUAGUUCAUAUUAUAUAAAAUAUUAAAAAUAAUAAUAGUAAUAAUAAUAAUAAUAAUAAUAAUAAUAAUAAUAAUAAUAAUAUUAUUUGAAUUUAAUUUUUUGUUUAGAUAGUAAUUCAUAUAAAGGAUAAUUUGUUUUUGGAAAUCCAUAAUUAUUAGUAUCUAAUGAUUCGAAUCUAUUGGGUAAAAGUAAAGAAAUAUCUAAUUUCUCUAUAAACUAAAAUUGUAUUUUGCUUUCUAAUUAUAAUAUUAACUCCACAAACGCCAAUAUAUCCAAAAAAGAAGAACUUUUCGAUGAAAUAAUACAAGUUUCUAAAAAAUCAACUUAAUAUAGUUAACCAAUAAACUACAGCCAAAACAUUAAAACCUUAAGAUUAUUAGGUUAAAAACUACAUGACGUUGAGGACUUUUAUAAAGAAGAAGAAGAAAUCGAGCAAGACCUAAACGAAAUAAAUGAAUAAAACUAAGAAAAUGAUCUCAAAAAAGAAUAAAACUAAGAAACUCAUAAAAAAAGUAAUAUAAACUAACAACAGUAAACUUAAAAACAAGAAAACGAUAUUUCUAACAUAUUCAAAAAGCGUAAAGCUUUUUCCAAAUUCAUUCAAGAAAGUGGUUUUUUAGAAUCAUAUGUCUUAAACUACUAUAAAAUCUGUGUUUUUAUAUUUAUAAUAUUAAUAUUAUCAUACUCCACUUUAAAUCAUUUUAUUACAGACUAACAAUUAUCCUAAGUAGAUAAUUUAGUCCAUAUAAUCGAAUAUUAAUCAAAUUUAAAUGCAAAUAUGUAACAUGUAGCCGAUAAAAUAAUGCAAAUAUAUAUAUUAGAAUAAAAAGCAAUAAAUUUAGGUAAAACAUUCGAGAUUUUAAAAGAAGAAUUAAACUAGACUUUUGAUGAAUUAAAAUAAGUAAAUGACUAUAUAAUUUUAAAAAGUCCUUAAAAUUAUUUACAUGAAAAUAUCACAAUGGUGUUUUUUGAGCCUCCAAAUACAUAUGCAAAUAGACUUUUUGAACUCUAGUAGGCUAAUUAAUUAAUUUUAAGUAAAAUCAAUUAAGUCAAAGAAUAAAAUAGUAAAUAAUAUUAAUAUAAUAAUUCAGAUUUUUUUUUCUUACUUAAAAAUAUUCUUAAUGAAUUUUCAAUAAAAUAAUUCACGCUUUUUGAUUUUUUCCUAAAAGAACUCCAAAAAUGGACUUCUGAGAAAAACGAUGUAUUCAUUAAAUUACUAAUAACAUCCAUUUCUUUUGUCUUAUGCUCCAUAUUGUCUAUUUUGCCUUUUUAUAUCCUCAUAAACCACUCUUAGAGACAAAUUUUAUCCCUUUUUCUUGAAAUUCCUAUAUAAAAAGUCCGUAAACAAUACUAUAAAUGCGAAAUCUUUCUAAUUUCUAUCCAAAACACUGAAGAUGAUGAUGAUGUUUCGGAAGAUAAUAUAAAAAAUGAAGAAGAAGAUGAAGAUUAAUCAUUAAUAGCCAAACCAAAAAAAAAAAACGAAAAAAUCUCCAAAUAAACAUUUAAAAUAAAACUAAAUUUUUCUUCCCAUUUUUCCUUACGUUGUUCAUAUUCCAGUCUUAUUUCGCAUUCUCGUUUUAUAUUUCCACAUAAAAUCUAAAAUAUUUGA
This is a messenger RNA of Ichthyophthirius multifiliis, 4236 nucleotides long. RefSeq names its product PAS domain S-box family protein. Lineage: Eukaryota; Ciliophora; Oligohymenophorea; Hymenostomatida. The transcript has 2 exons. The record is from RefSeq and is a predicted model, not a curated record.